Messenger RNA from Pantherophis guttatus, 6758 nucleotides. RefSeq names its product glypican 6 (gene GPC6). Gene Ontology annotation, cellular component: extracellular region; cell surface; synapse. Gene Ontology annotation, biological process: cell migration; regulation of signal transduction; regulation of protein localization to membrane. The record is from RefSeq and is a predicted model, not a curated record. Lineage: Eukaryota; Metazoa; Chordata; Lepidosauria; Squamata; Colubridae.
GCGUCCGCAGCUUGCUCGGCUGCUCCGGAUAGCCUUGCGCGGCGGCUUUUCCCUCUGAUCUCCAGCGAGGCUCUCUCUCUCUCUCUCUCUCUCUCUCUCUCGCUCUUUUUUUUUUUUCCCCCCCCCCCCCCCUUCAUGUCUGCCUCUCACCCGGGCGAAACGCGUCGCGCGCCGCGUCCAGCCAAUCCUCGCUUUCCCGCGCGGCGCUUCCUCCCGCUGCCUUCAACCUGAGCGCGGCUUCGCUGCUCCCUCGACCGAGGGCACCCAGGGCCCCGCGCAACCCGGUGGUGGUGGUGGUGGUGUGUGUGUGUGUGUGUGGAGAGACUUGAACCACCCGCCGGCCGAGGAGCCCCGGGAGGAGUGGGCGAAAGGGAAGCGUGGAAGCGGCUCCUCGCGCCCUGCGGCUCGGGCUCCUUUCCCCGUAGCCGUAGCGGCUGCUCAAAGUUUGCGGGGCUCGCUCGAGGAGGUCUGCGUGGCGCCUAGACGCGCGCGGGUGGGGUCUCGGGGAAGGCACUUCGCGCUGGAGGGCUCCGCUCGGCGCCUCUUGGAAGAAGAAGAAGAGGAGGAGGAAGAAGAGGAGGAGGAGAAGAAGAGGAACCGGUCUUGGGGAUUUAUUUUUUCCAGUGGAUUUGGCGUCUCUCCCUGUUUUUGCAAAGCGAGCGGGUCGGGUCUUUUGGGGGGAGCCGGGUUUUUCUCGCGGAAAGAAAUUUGGGGAGCACCAUGGUGGCCGGGAUGGGGGCGCUGCUUUGGGCUCCCCUCGGGCUGUUGCUGUCACUUCGGGCCGGAGCCGCUGACGUGAAAGCGCGGAGCUGCGGCGAGGUGCGGGAGGCGUACAAAACGAAAGGCUUCAGCCUGGUGAACAUCCCCUAUCAGGAAAUCGCAGGGGAACACUUGAGAAUCUGCCCUCAGGAAUACACAUGUUGCACUUCAGAAAUGGAAGACAAACUAAGCCAGCAAAGCAAACUGGAAUUCGAGAAUCUGAUGGACAAGACAAGCCAUUUUGUCCGCACCACAUUUGUAUCGAGGCACAAGAAAUUUGAUGAAUUUUUCCGAGAGCUCCUGGAGAACGCAGAACGAUCCUUAAAUGAUAUGUUUGUUCGAACAUACGGCAUGCUGUACAUGCAGAAUUCAGAAGUAUUCCAGGACCUCUUUAUAGAACUGAAACGAUAUUACACAGGAGGCAAUGUCAACCUGGAGGAGAUGUUGAAUGACUUCUGGGCCCGUCUAUUAGAGCGAAUGUUCCAGCUCAUAAAUCCCCACUAUCAUUUCUCUGAGGACUAUCUAGAAUGCGUGAGCAAAUACACAGACCAGCUUAAGCCUUUCGGAGAUGUACCCAGGAAACUCAAGGUUCAGGUGACGAGAGCUUUCAUCGCGGCAAGGACCUUUGUUCAGGGACUGACGGUGGGCAGAGAAGUUGCUAACAGGGUAUCUAAGGUGAGUCCCACCCCAGGAUGCAUCCGGGCAUUAAUGAAGAUGCUGUACUGCCCUUAUUGCCGAGGACUGCCCACUGUGAAACCUUGCAAUAACUACUGCCUCAAUGUAAUGAAGGGCUGCCUUGCAAACCAAGCAGAUCUGGAUACCGAAUGGAAUCUCUUCGUAGAUGCCAUGCUUUUGGUAGCAGACAGACUAGAGGGACCAUUCAACAUUGAGUCAGUUAUGGAUCCCAUUGAUGUCAAAAUUUCUGAAGCCAUUAUGAACAUGCAAGAAAACAGUGUGCAUGUGACUGGAAAGGUUUUCCAAGGGUGUGGACAGCCUAAACCAGCUCCAGGCGUAAGAUCGUCUCGAUCCAUUCCUGAAAACUUCAGUGCUCGCUUUCGACCUUAUAACCCAGAAGAAAGACCAACAACUGCUGCUGGCACCAGCUUGGACAGGCUGAGGACUAUCUGGAGGACAAUGCAACAUGGUGUAAUUGACAUUAAAGAAAAACUAAAGCUUUCCAAAAAGUUCUGGUCUACAUUACCGUACACCAUCUGCAAGGAAGAAACAGUGACUGCUGGCAUGUCAAAUGAAGAGGAUUGCUGGAAUGGACACACCAAAGCUAAGUAUCUACCUGAGAUCAUGAAUGAUGGACUCACCAAUCAGAUAAACAAUCCUGAGGUUGAUGUGGACAUCACCCGGCCUGAUACCUACAUAAGACAGCAAAUUAUGGCACUAAGAGUAAUGACCAACAAACUAAAAAAUGCAUACAAUGGGAAUGAUGUGAACUUUCAGGACACAAGUAAGACAUUAUGUGAAGAAGCCAGUGGCUCCGGUAGUGGAAGCGGCUGUACAGAUGACAUUUGUCCAACAGAAUUUGAAUUCAUCACCACAGAAACUCCUCUCAUUGACUCAGACAGGAGGGAAGUGGACUCUUCAGCCAACCAGCCCAGCCCAUCUGUCUUCACAGGCUUCCUCCUUCUUACAGUCUUUCUCCUGCAAAGACACUGCAGAUAAUCCUGGCUCCGGUCAGCCCUGACUGCCUUUUAGCUAUUGAAAAAGAACAGAACAGCCAAUUUGCUCCUUUUCUGAUGCCCUCAGACAAUGGACCAGACCACCAACCCUUACGGUUUUCUACCAGAAAGAAGCGGCUCUGCCUCCUGCCCAGUUUGGCACUUUCACGGAGAGUGCUGAGGCCUAGAAGAGCCUCUUCUGGUUUCCAUCUGGGGAAGGCAAUGUCUGCUUCUCAGCGAUCUCUUCUCUCACACUUUUAUUCCAGAAGACUUUUCAGAAUAUGAUUUGCUUUUAUGCUUCAGAAAGAAAGAAAAAAAGAAAGAAAAUGGGGUGGGGGGGAAUUUAGGGGACCCAACAUGGGCUUUUAUUUUUAUUUCUUUUUUUCCCAUUAGAAAGAAAAAGAGAACGGGAAGAAGAAACACAUUGAAAAUAAAGCUAUUCCAAGGCCGAAUAAUAAGCACGUACAUAUGCACACACACAGGAAAGCAAAGCCUUCUUAUCUAGGACACUUCUGUAUUGCACUUCAAAUCACCAAAAUGAUGUUAGUCACUGAGAGAAUAUCUUGGAGUUUGGUGCUUUGUUUUGGUUUUGUAACACAGGUAUAAACUAUGUUUAUUCUUAACUGUCAAUGGAAGAGUUGACGGAGAGGUUUGAAGCAAAAAUAGGACACUUUCUGAGAACGAGAAUAGCACCUUCCUGUCCCUUUGCUCUCACCAGUUGGUGUUUGCCAACUAAGGUUUUUGUUGCAGUUGGUUUGACCCAUGUUACAGCAUGGGCACAGGAAUGCCCUAUGGGGGCAUCUGCAGGACGGUGUCAAAACAAAUCAAAAUGAUUAUGUAAUUGAAGCCACUCCUCUUUUUAGAGGCCUACUGUCUUCAUGGAUUGCACAUAAAAAGGGGUGGGGCUUCAAUCAUAUGCCAAUCUUGGCAUUUUUAACAAACCUCUGCAGCCCCCCACCCCUUUUCCCCUAUUACCACCCAUCUGCAGCAUUUUUUUUAACAAUUCUUGAAUUUAAAACAUUAGACAGACCGUCCAUCCUACACACACACAAAUCUCUUAUGAUAUAUGAUAAUCUUUCUUUCUCGCUUUCACUUUUGAUCUCGAAAAGAAUUUUCUGAACCCGUGCUAUUCGACAUACCCAAAUGGCCAACUUAAAAGCAGCCAACAAUAGUAAUUGGAUCAAUAACUUUUCAAAGAAAGGACUUUCUUCCUAUUGUUUAUUGUAUCAAAAGGGAAUUCUCUUGCUGAACUAUUGACACGCCUACAUGUGCACGCACUCACACAAAUAUCUCUCUAUAUACAUAUAUAAUAUAUAUAUAGUACUGACACUCCGAAUUUAUUUCACUUUUUUAGUCUUAGUACGGCCAUCUAUUUUUAUAUAUAUGAAUAUAAAUAUAAAUAUAUAUAUAAAAAUCACAGAUUUUAACUUCUUAAUUACAAGCUCAGGGUUGACACAUCUUUGUAGGGGGAAAAUGUUUUGUCAACCAGCUUUUUGUGUGUAUGUGUUGCUUGGGUAAAUGUCAUCCUUUCAUUAUUGACAAGUGCAAAAGUCAAACAGGAGACUUUUGACUGCAUUUGGGAAUUAGAAACUCUGCCCAUUUCUUUAUAGCAGGAAUACGCAAUCAUAUAUUUUUUUCAGGUCCGCAAUCUACAUUUGGUCUUCGAAUGGUAUGAUGUCAUGGAACGGCAUACAUGGAGGACAAAUAAUAACAGUAACCGAGUUGGAAGGGACCGUGGAGGUCAUCUAGUCCAACCCCCCUCCUCACGCAGAAGACCUAUACUAGGGAUUCAAACCGCCGAACUGCCGACCUUUCUGAUCGACAAGCUCAGCGUCUUAGCCACUGAGCCACCUAGCCAGGUGCAGCCCAGUGGGGGAAAAAUAGUUUUAAUCACAUUUUCAUUAAAAUAAGUUAAUUAAAUACAAUUCAAGUACAGGGAGUCCUUGCUUAGCAUCUGCCUUGUACAGCAACUGCUGUUACUCUGAUGAAAAUGUAACAUUGCAAUUAAUUCUCCUAUUUAUCAUCUUCCCAGGUCUGUAAAGCAAAGGAAGUUGGAAUAAGAUCAUAAGAGCAAUUGCAGUUUCACUUAGCGAUCAUUUCACUCAAUUGCCAGUCUCAGUUGUGGACACUAAACUAGAAUUACCUCUAUAUUCCCCAUACAUUUGAUAAUUUCCACUUUUGGUCCUGUUAAGGUAUCAAUCUGGAGUAAUUUUGAAGACUCUCGGAAGGUCCUGUCCAAUAUUUGUGGGUUUGCAUAAGUUCCACAUGGACAGGGAAGCUGUCCAAAAAGUCAAGUAUGCUUUUUUGUGAUAUCACAUGCACAAUUCAUGCAAAAAAAGGGGGGGGAGUUGGACAACACGGUUGCAAUCACUACCUUGAUUUUUUUGACAAACUGUCCACAGAAGCCCCUUGCAGGGCUAACUCCAAACUCACACAUUUGUGAAAAUCUGUGGGAUACAGACAUGAGAAUAUGUAGAACAGCUUGAUUUGGUAAUGAUGAUUGUACUUUUAUGUGCUUUCCUUUAAAGUUAAUUAACUGCAAAAGACUUAAAAUAUCUGCAGGUUGCGUCUGGAUAAAAGGAUCUGUAAUCUACUCUUAUGUGAUCCUGAUGGGCAUAUUUCAGGUUUGUUCCAUGAGAUCCAUUAGCCAAACCACUUAGAGAUGCACUUUGAUUUCAAGAACCCUGAAGUGGGAAUUUCUUUAAAUAAUCAGAAUUGUACUGGUCUCAUUUCCAUUCUACUCAAAAUUUCACUCUAGGCUCCUCCCGGCUUUCUUCCUUUGGGCAAUAGAAUCUAUAGCGGAGGUAAGGAGCGAUGUAAUUGCUACAUUCCAAACAUUUGGGAAUUAGAAACCAGUCUCUUGUAAACCUCCUAGGGAAUAAUUAGUAAGUCCACAGCUGAUUUCUGCCCAGCCUGCCAUACAAGAGAACAAAAACCCUGCCACAGUCCAUGACCUUCAGCUCUUCAAAAGCUGUACCCUCUAGUCAAGCUAGACAUCACAAAGUUUUCUAGGGAAAAGAGACAGAAGUAGUUUGCCAUUGUUCUCCUCUGUGCUGUCCUUGUUACAGUCCUGUGGCCAUGGUGAUCUUCCAUCUGAGUUCUAAUCAGGGCCAGCCACACAAAGUUUCUGAUUUCAGACCAGCGGCAGCCACUUGUGAAGACUUUUUGAGAGGUUGGUUCUGGAGAGAAAAUGUCAAUCAACGUAGCUGUCUUAAAUUCUGCUGACUGUGAAAUUCUGGGAGUUGAAGUCCGUAGAUCUUAAAAUAAGUGAAACGCUGAUCUAAAAGAUGCUGAAAGUCAAUUGUGGGGGAAAUAAUUGCAAACAUGUGGAAUCUGCCCAUUGUAGCACCUCCUAUUCACAUUUGUACAGAUGAUUUGUUGACAUUUUCUGAACAGGUGUCUCCUCUGAUUAAUUAGCCACAUUCCCUUUUCCUCAAGAUUAAGGAAAAAAUUAAGUUUCCACAUUCCAAGAUUUCUUGCAAUACUUUUCGUUUUCUGAUGUUACCCAAUUUUAUUUAUAUAUAUGCCUUCCUCAAGCUAUUAUGUCCUGAAAUGCAGCUCUUCUGAUUCCCAGCAGGCAUAUUAAACAUGUCUGAAAAAUAGCUGCUUGAACAGCUGUUUUUAUAUUGAUUUAACAUUAAAGUUGAACACCUGGAAGGUGGGGUGUGAGGAAGUGCUCCAGUUUGGAUCGAUCCUGAGCUGUAUCUGGUUAUGCAGUUAUGUGGUUACUCUUUGUACCCCAAGUACCAUUCUGUCCUCAUUGUCACUGAUGCUUCUUAAUUGGGGUCCAGAUAUGCCUAAAUGGCUGUUGCAUCUUUCCAAUAACAAAGAUUUGGCCCAAAUUUGAACAAAACGUGUGAUCUCAUUGUAUCUCACUUGGUUUCCCAUGGCUGAUUUAACUUCUCAAAAUGAAUAUUUGACUCUGAGCAAGAUCAGCUCUGAUGAAAAUGCAGAGGGCUAUGCAGUAAUCAUGAUUCCAUCUCCAAAACCAGAGCUGAUGCUGACGGAUGUUGUUAAAUAACACCAAACUCAGAUAGCAUGUCUCAUUUAAUCGUCUUGACUGUGUGAAUUACCAUGUGAGUUAAAAUCAGGAAUGAAUUUGUCCCAUAAUAUUUCUGUUUACUUCUUCACAGUAGGUAUCAUGACUGCUUUGUGUAAGAUGUGCACAAGGCUCUCAAAUACCCCUUUAGAGGUUACAAUUGUCUUUUUUCGCAUAUGUCACAUUGCCUUGGAAUGUGAAAGAGCUAUUAAAUCUACCAAGUGUGUUGAAUUUCAGAAUUAGGAAAUAAAAAUGUAAAAACUUGGUGCUUCUUAAACACAAGUAUUCUA